AUGAUCCAUCCCUCCCUCCCCUCUCCACCCUGUGCCUGUCCUCAAUCCCGUGUGUUCACUCUCUCUGAGAUAGUCAGUCUCCGUACCGUGCUUCCCACUCCUAUUCCCACCCUCACUCCCGUCCGUCCUUCACCUGGGCUAUCUGUCUUGCCGUGUGCCCGUCUCACCACUCACUUCACUCCCCCAUUCCUUUUCUCUCCACACGUCCUUUCAACCCUUCCGGUUCCUGUCGUUCCCUUUUCUAAAAACUUACCUUAA
Colletotrichum paranaense is the source of this 258-nucleotide messenger RNA. RefSeq lists its product as uncharacterized. Bases 1 to 258 code for a protein of 85 amino acids. NCBI's taxonomy places the organism in Eukaryota, Fungi, Ascomycota, Sordariomycetes, Glomerellales, Glomerellaceae. The transcript has a single exon. The record is from RefSeq and is a predicted model, not a curated record.